AUACGUACGUGGCUGGGAGAAGAAUUAAGCCUAACUUGCUGCCGUUGACGUUAACUCGUAAUCGGCAUUGUGCAGUACAUAAAAUAUAUAUUACACUACAUGAUAUCAGUUAUAAUUUUACCUGAGGAAUGAAAAUUAAACUUGAAUUAUUUUUAUUAGUGCCCUUGUUUAUGGAAAGCGUAUAUAGCUUUAUACUCUCUGGAGAAAGGCAAUGAAAAGCUGCACAUAUGCAGUCAAGUCACCCAGAUUUCGGACAAGCUGGAUACCCUCAGCAAUAUGGUUUUCCUCAGGGACUACCAACAGUACCAAGCAAUUCUGCUCAUGACAUGAGCAAACAAGUUCCAACAGGCCAGCCAGGAAUGUAUCCUAACUCUGGUGGUAUUCCAUCUGCAUCUCAGCAACACCACCAGCCUGGCAUGGGAGCACCUGCACCAUCUCCACAACCUCCUCCUAUGGUACAGCCGGGUCAGCAAAUAAAUAGAGGGCAUAAUAUGUCAAUGAAUAAUUAUUAUGCUCGAACUAAUGCUCCAAGAUCGAUGCCUAAUAUGGCUAGGAAUCCUUUAACAAAUGUUGUGAACCAGACUGCUCAACAGCCAUCUUCACAAUAUAGUCAACCAGUACACAUGGUUCCAUCACAUGCUUCGUUUAAUCAGAUGCCUACUGUACUUUUAAAUCAUCAUCAUUUGGCACACAUGUACCAACAACGACCUUACAGUCCACCACAAUAUUCUAUAAUUAGUCCUGGGCCAGCAGCUGUUUAUGUAAAUAGUUGGAAUAAUUAUAGCAAUCCAACUCCUCCAAAUACGAAUGGUUACUACCCAUCAACUCCUAUAUCAUCUUUUAAUACUAUACCUCCACCUCCAGUGUCAAAUCAUAUGCCUCCUCCAACUACCAAACUAAGGAAAAAUGCUAUACCUAUUAUUAAUCCAGACACUGGAGAAGAUGUUUUAAAUCGUUUAAAUGACGAAGACAGUUCACGUCCUCAGUUAGAAAAAGAAGCAGAAAAUGUUGGUACAAAUAUUUCUAUUCAGUUUGCUGCACAGGUUGCUGCUGCAUUAGCAAAUGAUCAAAAAAAUGAAUCAUUAUCAAAAUCAGCACCAGUGGAAGAUAGAAGAAUCCUAGACCCGCAACCUCCUGUUCUAUGUCCAAGUGAAAUACAGGUAUUAAGUAAUAUUGAACAAGGUGAAAAUACUGAACUACAUGAAGUGUGUGAGCCCUACAUUGAUAAUAGAAAUAUUACCUGUACUGAUGAACCGAAUAUAGCUUUUUUCAAGAAAGAUGAUAGUAUUAUUGAAAACACAUUUGAAAAUGAAAAAAUAAUUCCUGAAACUGUGGAGUCAGUACAGAUAACUGAAAACAAAGACUCUGAUACAUAUAGUACAUUACCUGAUGCAACAGUUCAUGAGAAUAUUUAUGAAACAAAGACUGAUAAUGUUCCACUUCAUGAUGUUAGUGAAUCUGAAAAGAACAUAGGAUAUUAUGGAGUACAAGAAACAAAUAAAGCCAAUGUUCAAUUAACCACAGAAACAGUACCAAAUAAAACACACAGCAUGGUAGAAACAACUCCAGCUAAUUUAGUGACUGAAGAAAACAAAACAGUGCAGUCAAAUGGUGAUGCAUCUGAAGUCUUAGUAUCCUCAGGCAGCUCCAAAUCAACAGAAAAGUCAUCAGUUGAAAGUAAGAAAAAUAAAACUAAAAAGAAGAAAGAUUUAAAUAAAAAAGGAGAAAGCAAAGAGGGAGGAGAGAUGGAUGCUUUCUUGGUUAAAGGAGAGGAAGUGACAUCUGUAGCAUCUCAAGUUCCUGCUCCACCACCAGUUACAUCUGUCUCCCCUGUAUCUGAAGAGAGAAUUCCAUCUCCUGUUACCAUAGUUGACAGUGAAAUACUAAGCUCCAUACCCCUUCCUGAGGAAACCUCAGCUGUGUCAACACCUCAGAAUGAUAUUUUCCCAAGUGAGCCUACUAGUGAAACGUCUUCAGUUUCACCUAGUGCAGAAAGCGAGGAUAAAGAAAACAUAUCUGAAGAUGCACAAAGCAAAAUAGUUUUGAAAUAUAAUUAUAAAGAAGAUCAGUGGAGCCCUCUAAAUCCUGAAGGGAAGAAACAGUAUGACAGGGACUUUCUUCUUCAGUUGCAGUCUCAACCUAUGUCAUUAUGUAAACCUAAUAACCUGCCAAAUCUAGAUGUGAUAAAAGACAAGGCUCAUAUUCAAAAGCUAACUGAAGUGAAUAGAGCUGUGCCAGUGUCUCUUCCUGUUCGAAAUUACACUGAUCCAUUUAUGCCAACAUAUGCAAGAGGUGGUGUACCAAGACCUCCUCACACUGCUGUUAAUCGUCGAAGUCAGCCUGGAAGAGGAGAGAAGCCAAAAAAAAUUAUUUCAUUUUCAAGCUCUCUUACGCAAAAUAUUAAAUUACAUGAGUCAGAAAAUGCAUGGAAGCCAUCUCAUAAGGUGGAGAAACCUGCUGAUGAGACUGCUGAAAUUCAGGAUCUAUAUAGGAAAGUUCGUGGAAUCUUGAACAAAUUGACUCCUCAAAAGUUUGAAACACUUGUUGGGCAAGUGAAAACUUUAAGUAUAAAUACAGAAGAAAAGCUAAAAGGAGUAAUUGAUUUAGUUUUUGAAAAAGCAAUUGAUGAACCAAACUUCAGUGUUCCCUAUGCUAAUAUGUGCAAACAGUUGGCACUGAUCAAAGUGCCUUUAGCUGGACAACCUGGACAACAGGUAAAUUUCCGAAAGCUCUUACUUACCAAGUGCCAGAAAGAGUUUGAGCAAGAUAGAACUGAUGAGCUUAAGAGGAAAGACAGAAUUAAAGCCAUUGAAUCUGCAGAUCCUGAAAAGAAGAAAGAGCUUCAAUUAGAGUACGAUGAAGAAGAGAAGAAAAUGAGAUAUAGGCAACUAGGCAAUAUAAGGUUCAUUGGAGAACUCUUUAAAUUAAAUAUGCUUAUUGAACCUAUAAUGCAUGAGUGUAUUAAGAAGCUUUUAAGUCAGCAAGAUGAAGAAUCCCUUGAAUGUCUUUGUCGGCUUUUAAAAACCAUAGGCAAAGAAUUAGAUGAAGGAAAAUCAAACAAAGCCCCAAGAGAUGCUAAUCUUAUGGAUGGUUAUUUUGCUGAAAUGCAAAGGAUUGUGGAUAAACGCUUGACAAGUUCUAGAGUUAGGUUUAUGUUGCAAGAUGUAAUAGACUUAAAAAAGAAUAAUUGGAUUCCAAGAAGAGAUGAGAAUAACCCUAAAACUAUUGAUCAGAUUCACAAAGAAGCAGAAAGAGAAGCUCGUGAGCAGCAGCAAGUAUUUUCAAAUAUGAAUUAUUCUAAGCGAAUGCCUGAUGACCGUGAUAGGAGGAAAAGUGCAGCUCGCAAUUUAGGUCAGUCAGAAGAAGGCUGGAUUCCAUCAUCGAAGAGUAAUAAAGGAAGUUAUAAUGUUGUAGAUCCUAAUAAAUUGAAGUUAACUAAGCCAGAUGAAGUGGAAAGUAUUCGCUUAGGUCCUGGUGGAAGAGGCCUUCAGAGUUGGGGUAGGGGUAGUAGUGGCGGUACAAAAACAUCUGGUGAUUCAGAUGCCAAAACUCCUUUAGCAAACAGGUAUUCUGCACUUGCUGACCAAAAUUUGGCUCCAAAUUAUGAAGCCAGGCGUGGUGCUCAGAGAUCUGCAGCUUCAAGUCGCGAAUCUAGUCGUGGCCGCAAUAAUCCUAUGACUCCACCUGUAAGGAAAACGCCCUCUACAUCUAAAGAGCGAGAGAAUCUGCUUGAAACAAUUAAAGGUCUAGCUUCUCGGGCUGGUGUUAGUGAACCUAAAGCACAAGACGUUAAAAGGAAUCCAGAGUCUCUUCUCAAUGGCAAAGCAGUUGAUGGACCUGCUGUUGCUUUACGAGGAGUUGAACUGUCAGAAGACGAUGUUGAAAAGAAGACUAAACCCUUAAUCGAUGAAUUUUUACACAAUAGUGAUUUUGAGGAAGCUGUAAAAUGUGUUACGGAGCUGGCUUCUCCAACCACUGUUCAUUAUUUUAUUAAUGCAGCAAUUAAUCAAGUCCUGGAACGGUCUAGUCAAUCUAGGUAUUUAUUGGGCCAAUUAUUGUGUUCUCUGGAGAAGAAGAAAAUAAUUACCUUAGAGCAAUAUAAAAAAGGGUUUUGUGGUAUUUUAGAAAAUUUAGAUGACUAUGCAUUGGACAUUCCUUUAAUAUGGGAAUAUAUUGGUGAAAUAUUAGAACCUAUGAUAGAAGAUAACAAAUUGCCUUUGACAUUUUUGAAGGAUGUUUUAGAGCCAUGUAUGCCUUCUCAAACAGCUGGGAAGUUAGUUUCUGCAGUACUUCAUUGUGCAGCUAAGAAAAAGGGCACAAUUAAAUUAGGUGAAUUAUGGAGAGAAUCUGGUUUGCAGUGGACAGAUUUCUUAGGUUCCAGUGCAAAUGUGGAUGAUUUUAUACAUACCUAUAAAUUGGAAUUUACAAUUAGUCCUACAAAAAUUCUACCAAAUACUGAAAUGUCACCAGAAGACAUAAAAAAGAACUUAAAAAUUUUACUUGAGAAAACUGAAGAGAGUGAAGAAAUAUUUGAUUGGAUAGAUGCAAAUGUAUCCCAGAAUGCAUUAACAGAACCUUCCUUUAUUCGUGCCUUGGUCACUGCUGUACACGAAGAUGCCAUAACAGGAACAGAUCCAAAGUAUGAACUCGAUGCUUCGAGACUAAAAAAGAGGAUACCGCUUUUGACACGAUACAUAGAUCAUAAUGGAAAUUUAGAACUUCAAGCUUUGUAUGCCAUCCAGGCUCUUAUGAAUCAGUUGAAUCAACCAAAAGGAAUUCUUAGACAAAUUUUUGACAUCUUAUAUGAUGAUGAUGUGAUUAGUGAAGAGACUUUUAAACUUUGGGAACAGAGUAAUGAUCCGAAUGAAUUGGAAGGCAAAGGUGUUGCUGUACAAUCUGUAAAAUCAUUUUUCACGUGGCUAAGGGAAGCUGAAUCUGGAGAAUCUGUAGAUGAUGAAUGACGAUUGUGUAACAUAAAAUUUUACUUAGUUGGACCUAAAAGACUACUUUCAAUUGGUGUAUAUGGAUACAUCAAGUUAACUUUCGGAUGUUUCAGAAGUCAUGAUAUGUGAUGCAAGGAUUUGUUGGACAUCAAUCUGGAUUUCCAUUAAAAAUGAUAUAUUGUUUGUGCAAUUAUAUAUAGUUUGUUUUUUUUAAAUAAUUUUUGAAAUUAAAAAAGUAUAGUGUAUAAAAAAUUACCUAAAGUAUUGUAUGAUAGGCACUUUGUGUUCAGUCACUGUACUCAAGUUUGUUUUGUCAAAAUAUAAAAAGUUUGGCUUCAUUCAAAAAAGGAAAGAAAAAAAAAAAAAAAACUCACUUGUAUAAUGAUUUGCAGAAAAUGUAUUGCAUAUUUUUCUGCUAAGGAAUGGGGUAAGCUGUUUUAAGAAAAGAGGGGGUUGAUUAGAGGAUUGUAAAUUGAAUUCUUAAAAAUGUGCCUCAUCACUCCCAAUGCUAAAGCAUUGGACUUAUUUCCAGUGCAGUUUUUGGUGAAAAUUAGAUUUUUUGUACAUAAUGGGCAUAUUUUGCAAAAUUAGAUCUUUCCCCCAUUUGCUGAAUCUGUAAGUAAUAUAUAUAUUGUAUUAAAGUUGUGCCUUCUUAAAAUUUUUGUUUCCCCUUGAUUUCAUGUAUCUUAUGAAGAUUUAACAGUCAUUGAUGGAAUUUUAAUAUAUUUAAUAUUAGUGUCUCCAUAUCCUAUUCUUUCUGAAACUUUUUUUUCAAUCCUUUAUCACGGCAAAUCUAUUUUGAUACUCUGUUGAAAGCGAGAAGCAUCUAUGAUGCUGUUCCUAAAUGUGAAAAGUCAUGUAAUUCUGAAAUUCUUGUAUAAUUGUAUACUUAAUCCUCUGUACUGUGAAUGGGAAGGAAAAAUGUAAAUGGCUAACUUUUAGGUAAUUUUUCUGUUUCCUGUUUAUAUUUUUGCUUCUCUUUCCAGUUGUGAUAUUAAGUUGUAAAAAAAAAAAGUUUGAAAUGUAAAAUGCAGUGUAUUCCUCCUUUUUUAGACUAUGAAGGUGUGUCAAAUUUGAUUACUGUUCAUAUGGCUCACUGCAAACAUAUUUAUUGUGUAAAAAAAACUAGGAAAUGCAUAAAUUUAUUUUGUUCUGUAGAAAGCCAGGUUAUUUUAUAUCUGGUUUCUUUUCCAUUAAAUAAUGCUGUAUUAGAAACAAUAUCAACAGCAAAUUAUAAUAUAUACAUAUAUAUAUAUAUAUAAUGUUUUAUACAUCAUUACUGGUAAUGAGGUUUUUGUAUCAACAAGAAUAAUGAUGAGUGUGUUAUAAAACUUAAGAUUUUUCAAA
Molecule: messenger RNA, 6290 nt
Organism: Stegodyphus dumicola
Lineage: Eukaryota; Metazoa; Arthropoda; Arachnida; Araneae; Eresidae
Gene: eIF4G1
Product: eukaryotic translation initiation factor 4G1
Cellular component (GO): eukaryotic translation initiation factor 4F complex
Molecular function (GO): protein binding; mRNA binding; translation initiation factor activity
Source: RefSeq, a predicted model, not a curated record